Molecule: messenger RNA, 1794 nt
Organism: Tarenaya hassleriana
Lineage: Eukaryota; Viridiplantae; Streptophyta; Magnoliopsida; Brassicales; Cleomaceae
Product: probable WRKY transcription factor 48
Exons: 3
Coding region: 238-1548 (436 amino acids)
Biological process (GO): regulation of DNA-templated transcription
Molecular function (GO): DNA-binding transcription factor activity; sequence-specific DNA binding
Source: RefSeq, a predicted model, not a curated record
CUCCAGAGAAUAACCCAAAACUCAACUAAGUUAUAUUCACACCUACAAAAAAGAUAGAGAGAGAAACCUCAGAUCACUGUCUUUUGUCUUGUGCUUAUAACCUCAUACACAUCGCAGACACACAAACUUAUGUUCAAACCCAGAAAAAAAAAAGGUUUUCUUUUCCUGAUUUUAUGAUGAUACAUCUAUAAAGGACCUCAAAGAUUCGAUCUUUUUUCCUAGUUCUUUAUCCUUUACAUGGAGAAGAAGAGAGAUCAGGAUCAUCAUCAUCAUCAUCAUCAUCAUAAUCAGAAUCAGCAUCAGCUUCGGGAGAUCAGUAGUAGCAGUAGCGACAUCAACCAGGUCACAGCCACGAAGAUCGAACAUAAUCAUCAUCGCUGUCAGAUUCAGACACCAUCAGAAGCCACGAUCUCGAACAUGGCGAAUAACCUGUUGUACUCUUCGUCAGAUCAUGAAGUAGCGGCUAAUAUGGGUUUGUCGAGCAUCUUCUUCGAUACGGCAUCGUAUUUGUAUUCCUAUUCCGACGAUGUCCUCCACUCUUCCAACAAUUCUAAUUCCUUCAUGGAUUUGCUUCGACAAGAUCACCACCACUUUUCUUCUUCCUCCUCCUCUUCUUCUUCUUUAUUCGAUUCUCUCGCUUUCCACAACAGCAACCCCUUUAUUACGGAUUUGCCCCUCUAUCAGCCACACCCGUCUCAGGGUCCGGCGGCGUCUCCUGCGUCCACGGUGGCGACGGCGGCAGAGUCUCCGGAGGUCUUGAAAGUUACUGCCCCAGCGUCGCCUCACUCUUCAUCGGUGUCGUCUUCGUCGAACGAAGCUGGAAAUGACAAUAAUGCUACGAAAGCCAGUGGGAGUGUUAUAGAUCAGGAGGAACAAGAUCAACAGGAACAGAAGGGUACGAAGCAACAGUUAAAGGCGAAGAAGAAGAGCCAGAAACGAUUGAGAGAGCCGAGGUUUGCGUUCCUAACGAAGAGCGACAUCGAUCACCUUGACGAUGGUUACAGGUGGAGAAAAUAUGGCCAAAAGGCUGUGAAAAAUAGCCCUUAUCCCAGGAGCUACUACCGUUGCACGACGGCAGGUUGCGGCGUGAAGAAGAGGGUGGAGAGAUCCUCCGAGGAUACUUCCAUCGUCAUGACAACGUACGAGGGCCAACACAGUCACCCUUUCCCCAUAACUCCACGUGGGCACAUCGGCUUGCUGACAUCACCUUCCGACAUGUCCGCCGCCUCAUCCUUCAUGGCUCAGCAGCCUCGGUACAUGCUGACUCAGCAUCAGGAGCUCAUGUUGCAGCCGUACAUGACUACUGCUGCUACUACGUACGGGAAUAACCCUCUAAGCAUCAUCAACGAUAUAAGUUCCGCCGAUCCAAGUCGCAGAUUCGUAAAUACGGGGUUUAGUUUACAAGAAGAGAGACGUUUCGGUGUUGCUGAGAACAUUUCUCGAGCUUCUUCGUCUUCGUCUUCGGUCAGGGAUCAAGGAUUGCUUCAAGAUAUCAUUCCAUCUCCGAUCAGAUCCGAUAACCUAACAAAAGAAGUGGAGAAGAAAUGAUGAAGACCAUUUUCUUUUUUGGCUUCUCCGAUUAAUGGUAUUGGUACGUAUUGUGUUCCUUUCAAUACUUUUAGCAUCGGCUAUUGGACCGUCGUUUCUAAUCGCCGACGUUCACUCCCGCGGGAGUUUUUAUUAACUCGGAAUAUAUGUAACUUCUCCUAUAGUUUUUUUUAUAUUAGAUUAAUCGGUGUAUGUUUUUUUUUUUGUAAGAUUAUGGUGGCAGUUCAUGGAUUUAAUACGUGUCUA